This is a messenger RNA of Rhipicephalus sanguineus (brown dog tick), 643 nucleotides long. RefSeq names its product rRNA 2'-O-methyltransferase fibrillarin-like. The record is from RefSeq and is a predicted model, not a curated record. The transcript has 4 exons. Bases 122 to 643 code for a protein of 173 amino acids. NCBI's taxonomy places the organism in Eukaryota, Metazoa, Arthropoda, Arachnida, Ixodida, Ixodidae.
CCGCCAGUGGCGCUUCGAUCGCAGCCGGCAAACCGGCGCCGGCGUCAUUUUCUUCCCGUCAUUCAUUGCGUUUCUUUCAUCGGAUUGUGUGUGUUGAACACCGGACAAAAAUCCCUGAAAGAUGGAUGGCGGAGGAAUGCGCGGCAGGGGAGGCUACUCAAGAGGGAUGAGCCGCGGAGACUUCACAAGAGGUCGUGGCGGACCUACAAGAGGCCGCGGUGGACCGCCUGGGGCCUUCAGGGGCGCACCACGAGGCGGCGGAGAAUUCCAGGGCCGUGGACGGGGAGACUUCACACCGCGAGGCCGCGGAGACUUCUCGCGAGGUCGUGGUGGUGCCGGUGGUGACUUCUCUUCACGGGGAGGAGCCAGUGGAGAGUUUGUUCCCCGAGGUCGGGGUUUCACACCACGAGGACGAGGGGGACCUCCCACACGUGGACGGGGAGACUUUACACCAAGAGGCCGCGGAGACUUUACACCCAGGGGCCGUGGGGAUUUCACACCAAGGGGUCGCGGCGACUUCACACCAAGGGGCCGUGGCGACUUCACACCGAGGGGCCGUGGAGAUUUCGCACCUCGUGGAAGGGGCGAUUUCAAUGCUGCUCGUGGAGCAUCUGUGUUGAUGUUUAUCCCGUUUGGGAGCUAG